UUACUCCUUCCAUACCCAACAUGGCCUUCGCUUGAUGCUCGCCCUCUUCCACAAUGGUAUGACGACGUGAAAUUCGGGAUAUUCUGUCAUUGGGGAGUUUACUCAGUUCCAGCUUUUAGGACUGAAUGGUUUUGGUGGGCCUGGAAAGGAACAAAUCCAGAUAAAGAUGUUGUGUCUUAUGUCAACAAGAACUAUAAACCGGGUACUACAUAUGCUGACUUCGCCAAAGAUUUCACAGCUGAGCUUUUUGACGCAAACGAUUUUGCUGAUAUCGUCAAGUCAUCUGGAGCAAAAUACUUUGUCCUAACAAGCAAACACCAUGAAGGUUUCACAAUGUGGCCAAGCAGAACAAGCUGGAAUUGGAAUUCAGUGGAUAUAGGACCUAAACGAGAUAUUGUUGGUGAACUGAAGAAUGCUUUCAAAGGAACCGACGUUCAUUUCGGUCUUUAUUACUCAAUGUUCGAAUGGUUUCAUCCAUUGUUUAUCGACGACACAAAGUACAAUACAACCGCUUAUGUUGAUCAAGUUUCCUUUCCGCAACUAACCGAGAUUGUUAGCCUUUACAAACCAGAAAUUGUUUGGAGUGAUGGUGAUUGGGAUAAAAGCGAUGAUUAUUGGAGAAGCAAGGAAUUUCUAGCUUGGCUUUACAACGCUAGCACGAGGUGCUAUUUUAUUUCUUUAUUUACGCACAAGCUGACGUUUCGGUGGAUUUCGCCUUUCUCAGAACCUGGAAGGGUCAACUUGACAACAAUCCAUUCGGCCAAACACCUCCAUAACCAAAUAGGGAAAACGCUAAACCAUGAUUUCAGUCACAUUUAG
Molecule: messenger RNA, 819 nt
Organism: Angiostrongylus costaricensis
Lineage: Eukaryota; Metazoa; Nematoda; Chromadorea; Rhabditida; Metastrongylidae
Source: the annotation of a GenBank genome assembly